Molecule: messenger RNA, 1585 nt
Organism: Physcomitrium patens
Lineage: Eukaryota; Viridiplantae; Streptophyta; Bryopsida; Funariales; Funariaceae
Source: RefSeq, a predicted model, not a curated record
AUAGCAGAACGCGUUGAACGGCAGCACGUGCUGAGGACUUUCUUCGAUCACAUGGCUAUUCCAAUCGAUGCAUCCUACCUGCUACGCUAACUUGGAUCAUAUUCAAAGGCAUUUGUCAGCGUUUUGAUCCCUCGAAAUACUUUGCCGAGUUCAGGGGAAGUUGGCUCGUGGGUGUAGGUGGGAUUCGUCGUUAUCGCAAGGAAGGAAUAGGGAUCGAGAAUAGGUUAUGGCGGACAAGCCUUCACGAGCGCUUGUGAUCUAUGGCGACGGUCUUGCGGAUGCCGUGGAGUCUCAUCACUCUCAUCUUCACCAGCUCGCUGCUUCUGGAUCCUGUGGAUUCCUCGCAUUGCGAACUCUGUCAACGCCACACCCUGGUUCGUCGGCCGAUGGAAGUGAAAGGACGGUCUUAGAGCUUGCUCAACUGUUGGAUGUGUAUGACAUAUACACGGAGAAGGCACGCAAGGAGGAUGCAUCGGGAAUCACGGACGCAGGCGUGGAUGAGGAGAGCUCGAAGUUACCGAGUAUGGCUGAGAGGUUUAUGGGAAUGAAAUCUACGUUUAUCACGAACUCGAAGCCUGCCCUGGCGCUAAGUAAACGGGCUGGAUUUUCCGUGAAGCCUCUUACUGAGGACAAUGGCCCACCCCAUGCUAACGCCACGGCCUCGACAGUUCUUAGUUUGUUAGGUUUCUGCGAAUCCAGUGAUGCCAAAGAAACUAAUGAGUUGGUGUUUUUGCAUCUGGACGGAUCUUCCUCAGGAACCGGGAUUGAGUACCUGAAUUCUUUGAUUGGAUGUGUACAAGAUGCAUCGAAAGAAGGAUCACUUGCAUACGGCCAUCUUUUCCUUGUCGUUGUGUUAGGCUACGGGGAUGCCGCGCUUGGAGCAAAUGGUGGUCGGAGUUUCAAAGAGGAGAUUGCGUUGCCAUCUGAACUUGCGGCACUACGGCCGGUCCAGAGCUACAAAAUGAAGACGGGAAAGGCUGUUGAAGGAAUUCGGGAGGAUUAUCCGUUGCUGGCAGUGUACAACCAAGUUGCUGUGACUCGUCGGGAUGAAGUUCAAAAAUUCUCGUUUGAUGAUUUUAAGAAGCGGGCAGGCAACCUUGUGAUGCUGGUGGAUCGGUUUCUGUAUGAAGUGUCUUUCAAAUUGUGGAAGGCGCCGAAGUAUGGAGCUUAAUUUAUAUUGGAAGGACAUGUCAUGUAGAAUGUAGUGAACUGCUUCAGUUCAGGACAAGCUCAAUAUUGCCGAAUGGGUACACAGAUUAGAACUGCAAAUAAGACCAAAGUAGGAAGUCAAUCGGACCAAUUCACGAGUAGAUCUCAGCAGGUUGACUUUGUGCAGAACGAUUGGUUUCUGAGCUCUACACUGAAAAUUGAAGCACUGAGCAAGGUCAUUCAAAACUCCAGCGUUUUCUUCUGAACAGUUAUAACCUGCUGAGAAAUUCAUAUCUUUAUGUGAUAUUUUCCGAACUGUGCCAAUUGUACGAGUAGAAUGUCUUCUGGAUUAGUCGAUCUCUUUAGCGAUCGACAUUAUACCUCUUGUAGCAGAAUGCUAAUCAUUGUUACAGCAGAGCAUUAUCUUCACUGUAAA